This is a messenger RNA of Diceros bicornis minor, 5561 nucleotides long. RefSeq names its product SH3 domain containing ring finger 3 (gene SH3RF3). Gene Ontology annotation, molecular function: protein binding; metal ion binding. The record is from RefSeq and is a predicted model, not a curated record. Lineage: Eukaryota; Metazoa; Chordata; Mammalia; Perissodactyla; Rhinocerotidae.
CCUCCCCCAUGCUGCUCGGAGCGUCCUGGCUGUGCGCGUCCAAGGCGGCCGCCGCUGCUGCGCAGAGCGAGGGCGACGACGACAGGCCGGGCGAGCGGCGGCGGCGGCGGCGGGCGGCAGGCGAGGACAUGGAUGAGUCGUCGCUGCUGGACUUGCUGGAGUGCUCCGUGUGCCUGGAGCGCCUGGACACCACGGCCAAGGUGCUGCCGUGCCAGCACACUUUUUGCCGCCGCUGUCUGGAGAGCAUCGUGUGCUCGCGCCACGAGCUGCGCUGCCCCGAGUGCCGCAUCCUGGUAGGCUGCGGCGUGGACGAGCUGCCGGCCAACAUCCUGCUGGUGCGCCUGCUGGACGGCAUCCGCCAGCGGCCCCGCGCCGGCGCCAGCCCGGGCGGCAGCCCGCCCGCGCGCACUGCCCCCGGCGCGGGGGCGGCCACCGCGCUCGCGGAUGGCGGGGGCAGCGCGGCGGGCAGCGCUCCUGGCUCUCCGGUCUUCCUUUCCGGGUCGGGGGGCAGCGCCACCGCCAGCCUGCGCGAGCUGACGACCACCAGGAGCGCGCCGGUGGCAAAGACUCUUUCCCAGCUCCCCUAUGGCAAAGCCCUCUACAGUUACGAGGGGAAAGAGCCUGGGGACCUCAAGUUCAACAAGGGCGAUGUCAUCCUCCUGCGGCGCAGGGUGGACGAGCACUGGUACCACGGGGAGUUGCAGGGGGCGCGCGGCUUCCUGCCCGCCAGCUACAUCCAGUGCGUGCGGCCCUGGCCACAGGCCCUGCCCCAGGGCAAAGCGCUCUAUGACUUUGAGAUGAAGGACAGAGACCAGGACAAGGACUGUCUGACCUUCACCAAGGACGAAGUCCUGACCGUGAUCAGAAGAGUGGAUGACAACUGGGCAGAAGGAAUGCUGGGGGACAAGAUUGGGAUUUUCCCUCUCCUGUACGUGGAGCUCAACGACUCCGCCAAGCAGCUCAUGGAGAUGGACAAGCCGUGCCCCGCUGCUGUGUCUGGCAGCCACGCCUCCUUGCCCUCUGACCCUGGCGUGGGGCCCAGUGUCAGCAGCAUGGAGGCGGUCAGUGCCUUCCAGCGGCGCGUAGACGGCAAGAAGAACGCCAAGAAACGCCACUCCUUCACGGCGCUCAGCGUGACGCACAAGUCCUCACGGGCCGCCAGCCACAGGCAUUCCAUGGAAAUUAGCGCUCCGGUUUUGAUCAGUUCCAGCGAUCCCCGGGCCGCGGCCAGAAUCGGGGAGCUGGCUCAUCUGUCCUGCAGUGCUCCUGCCCAGGACUCCUCCUCCUCGGCCGGAUCCACCCCAGCGGCUGAACAACAGGGCUCGGCUCCCAAAGUCCAGCUGCCCCUCAACGUGUACCUGGCGCUCUACGCCUACAAGCCCCAGAAGAGCGACGAGCUGGAGCUGCGCAAGGGCGAGAUGUACCGCGUCCUGGAGAAGUGCCGGGACGGCUGGUUCAAGGGCGCGUCCCUGAGGACCGGGCUCUCUGGGGUGUUCCCGGGGAACUACGUGACGCCCGUCUCCAGGGUUCCUGUAGGAGGGGCUGGGCCACCCCGGAAUAAUGUGGUUGGAGGGUCUCCACUGGCCAAAGGGAUGGCCACAACCAUCCACCCAGGUGGUGGAAGUCUGAGCAGCCCAGCCACUGCCACCAGGCCUGCCUUUCCCCUCACCACACCCCAGGCCCAGGCCCAGCACCAGGCACCCUCUCCUCCAACGGGCAGCUGUCUGCGGCACUCAGCACAGCCAGCGGCCAGCCAGGCCCGGAGCACCAUCCUCACAGCUGCCCACUCGUCAGCUCAGGCUCAGGACCGACCGACGGCCACAGUGUCGCCCCUGCGCACACAGAACUCUCCGUCCCACCUGCCCGCCGCCAGCCUCAGGCCCCACUCUGUGGUGUCCCCACAGCACAUCCACCAGCCCCCGAUGCAGAUGGUCCUCGGGGCCCAGUGCGCCCGGCCAGCCAUCCCCCUCACGUCAGCAGCAUCGGCCAUCACACCUCCCAACGUCACUGCUGCCAACAUCAACGGGGAGGCUGGAGGGGGGCCCGUCGGUGGCCUGUCGACAUCUGGCCCUGCCAACACGGGACACAAACCAGACGAGAAGAAAAGUGAAAAGAAAGAGAAGAAGAGUGGGCUGCUGAAACUUCUAGCUGGGGCAUCCACCAAGAAGAAGUCUCGCUCCCCUCCGACCAUCUCUCCGACCCACGACCCCCAGCUGGCAGUGGACGCCUCGCUCCAGGGUGCAGUGGGACCCGAAGUGUCCUCUGGGUCCAUCCAUGGUCGGGCAGGGUCCUGCCCCAUAGAAAGUGAGAUGCAGGGGGCGAUGGGGAUGGAGCCGCUGCACAGAAAGGCUGGCUCCUUGGAUCUGAACUUCUCCUCAUCCCCUUCCCGGCAAGCACCUCUCUCCAUGGCCGCCAUCUGGCCCGAGCCCAAGCCAUUGCCCAGAGAGAGGUACCGCGUGGUGGUCUCAUACCCACCCCAGAGCGAGGCGGAGAUCGAGCUGAAGGAAGGUGACAUCGUCUUUGUGCACAAGAAGCGCGAGGACGGCUGGUACAAGGGGACACUGCAGAGGACCGGCCGCACCGGCCUCUUCCCGGGCAGCUUUGUGGAGAGCUUCUGAGGACGCGUUCCCGCACAGCUCACAGGGAUGCAGACCCCCGGGAAGCCCCGGGCACGAGGAGAGGGAGCCACGGUGCCCCAGGGUCCCAGGUCCCUUCUCAGGCGCCUGGUGGGGCCCCCUGGGUGGGGUCGGAGCCUGAGGUGUGAAGGGUGUGCUUUUGCCCCAGACCCCUGACUGAGCACACCCUGGGGUCGCUCACCCACGAAAUGCCUCCUCUGUGUAAACUAUAAAGAGAUGUCGGAACAGGGAAGACGAUACUGAUGUGGCUGAUGGCCCUGUGGAGCUGCUGUGUUCUCGUCGCCGCCUGUGCCGGCCUGGAAGCUGCGGACCGGCUGUGGGGCGGGGGGCCCAGAGAGCCUGGAGAAUGUCUUUGCCGGCUGCCCCGGGCUUCACGUGGGGUCACGUUGCUCCAUCACCUCUCUAUAUACCUCAGUCACAUGCCGCCUGGCUCCUCAGCCAAGGGUGUUCCUGGCCCAGGGGCCUUCACCAGCCGAAGUCCUGGGAAAGCACCCCCCUCCACGCCUCCUGUUGGGUCUGGAUCCCACAGGCUUUGUCUCCUGCCAGUAUUAUAAGCAGCAUUUGUGUUUUGCCACCACGGUCCCUUUGCAUUGCUUCUUUCUUACGUCUUUUUAAUGUAUAACUGUUAGACUUCAUAUAUUUCUAAUAGGUCAUACAUUCCCUAUUUUUCACACAUCUGGUGCUGUCUUUUUGUAAAACUAGUAAUGACUUGGUUGAGCUUGAAAGAAAAAAAUGUGUGAGGAGACAUCAAAUGGGCAGAAUUUUUAUAUGUACCAUGUGCAUUUGGGAGAGCUCUGAAGGCCCACGUCCUCGCCAUCACAAUGUUGGCUACCACUCCGUGGGAUAAGAGGGAAUCCAUUUAGGUGAUUGGAGAAAGUUUGGCAAAAGCCAAUUUCUUUAAACCUUACCAAAGCCCCAUCCUCUGUCUAAGCAGUGAUAAUUAUUAUUCAAGAACUGGAAACAUUUUGAGGAAAGGUCACUAUAAUUACCUUUUGUGUGGCAGUAAAAGAACAUGAAGGUUGACACCAGCCCAGGAAGGCAGAAUUUUCCUUUUAUUGCUUUGGAGAGAAUGACUACAAUUAGCAUUGUCAAAAUAUGAUUUCUCACUAUUGAGAUGUACAGUUUUUACCACAGUUCAGAUUUGUUGCCUUGUGAAGGUUUUGUCUUUUUUUUUUUUUUUCUUGGUUUUUUUUUAGUAAAUAACUCGUCCUCUGUCAGACAGUGCCAACCUUGGUCUCAAUACUAGAGAUACAGUGAGGUUAACAAAGGAUUUGAGGCAUUGCUGCAGACUCACAGGACCCGGGGAGGCGGGGAGGAGAGGGGGCAGCUCUGGUCCCCGGACCUCCCCGACGUGGAGUCCAUGAAGUGAGUCCAUGAGUCCAGCAGCUUUGCGUCCCAGGUCUGAUGGGAGGAGCUCUGUCUCGAGGGAGCUUAUUCUCAGAGAUGCACACCUUAGGAAUGCAUUCCUAUCCGUUCAGAGUCACAAUUCAUCAAUCUGCUCUUUCUAUAUUUUUACAAAACCCCUCAGGUUUAAAUAGGCUGAAUAAAUUAGCAUUUGGUAACAUAGAAUUUCGCUGGUUUCUAGGGAUUCAACAAAAUCCAGAAACCCAUCCCCUUGCCUGGCAUGAUGCAUUUGAAAUACAGAACACUUAUUUUCAGAGUCUCUAUUUUGGAAUGUGACUUGGCUGUUUGUCACUGCCAGGUGGCUACGGUGCUGCUGGGAUCGUGCCUAGAGAAAGCUUCUUUUUCUCUCUCCAGAUGAUAAUCGAUUUAAUAGACUUGACAAAUUUUUUCUGAAUCAAAUUUUUUAAAAGUCCAGUUUAAACGUAAGGAGGCCUGUGCGCUGAGUAAAUGACAAGCAGAGGCCAUGCGUUGGCCAUCAGUUGCCAGAUUAGCUGCCUACCACGCACGAAAAUCAUGUGCAUGUUUCAAGUCAUGUCAUCACCAAAAACACGCAUGGAUUAACAUGCUGAGGGAGACACAUGUUCUCCAGUGAAACCAGAACUGACUGAAAUCCCCAGAUAUAAGGAAAGUCAUUUUAUUCUCAACAACGGCAGUUACCAAGCAACAGAGCAGACUAAUUUGGAUCUUCUUUCCUCUCUCGCCGCCCACAUGAUGCUUGUGGUAGGUAGGAAUUGCUGAACAGCCCAGUGACUGGGGCAGGCGGCGGCCCCCCGGGGCCUAGCACCCCCUUACAGCAGAGAGCUGGGGCAAGUAACCAGCUGUCUCUGUGAGGUAUUAGCUGGCCCUCUUGUGGCAGAGUCAGGGACAAGCGUGUACUGCCUUGGGAAGGAAAGCAAUGCCAUAGGCCUGCCAGCACGAGGGCAUCCUUUCAGGCAGGGCUCCCAGAGAGCAGGGACAUGCAGGACCAGCCCCUGUGCUUUGGGCUGUUUUCAAACACGUUCAUUCAGACCCAUCAGCCUUCAUGACCAUUUAACCCCCAGACGAGAGCAGGAGCAGAAUCAGACCCUUCCUUCGGGCCGUCUUGCCUGGAAGAACACACUCUUUGGGCUACUAAGAUGAAACCAACACUUGUCUGAAACCCUCACAUUCCAUCCUGGGCCAGGGACUUACACAUCUUGGUUGUGCAGUGGCAUUUGCAAACCAAGGUGACUUGCUUUGAGAAGUGCAGUAGAGUCCACAGUCCACUGAAUGAGGUCAGUCGGUGGACACUGAGGGGACAGGGACAUUCAGGCCACCAAAAGGCCACAGGAGUGCAGUGGGGAGACAGCAGACAAGCCCUUCCCCAGCAGCCUCAUGGUGUGAAUGCCAGGCUCCAGUGCCCAGACACGCUCAGCUACUGGCUGGGAAAUUCUAUGUACUUUGCACAGUACGCAGAGACACACACACACCCCCCGCAGUGUUUUGGUUAUACACAAAUGUCAGUGUGUGAUGUUGGAAGAAUUGACAGUGAUGAUGAACUAU